AUGCCAGGAGCAACAGACGUUCGUAGAUCGGUGCUCAUUACGGGAUGUUCCCCCGGUGGCAUCGGAAACUCGCUCGCACGCGAGUUCAACCGCAAUGGACUGCGGGUACUAGCUACUGCGCGCGAUGCUGCGACAAUCUCUGACCUUGCAGAUCUCGGCAUUGAAACCCUGAGUCUUACAGUGGACGAUCCGGAGAACGUGAAAGCGUGCUUUGCGGAUGUGGAAAAGAGACUCGGGGACAAGGGUCUUGAUUAUCUCGUGAACAAUGCUGGCCGGAAUUACACCGUUCCGGCCAUGGAGGUCGAGCUCUCCGAGGUCCGUCAGACCUUCGAGACCAACCUUUUCGCUGUUAUCACGAUGUGCCAGACCUUCCUGCCCUUGCUGAUCAAAGCAAAAGGCACGAUUGUCCAGCUUGGUUCAGUGGCCGGAAUCAUCCCUUACGUCUUCGGGUCUGUCUACAAUGCGUCCAAAGCAGCACUGCACUCCUUCAGUGACACUCUACGCGUGGAGCUGGCUCCAUUUGGCGUCCAUGUCACUACGAUCGUCACCGGCGGUGUUCAGUCGCGCAUCGCGCGCACUGACCGUACCCUCAAGCCUGGUUCCUUGUAUACUCCGAUUGAAGAGGAGUAUCUGACUCGUUGUGGUUUCGCAGGUGCUGUAUGGUUCGGCACCCUGGCGGUGGCUAUGGCCAUGGGCUCGAGGUCACCAGUCGUGGAUUUGGGAGGGACGUGCCAGUUGGGUGAUUUGGCUGUUGUCGGGGGGCUGGGCAUGGUCGGGAUUGUUUGGUCGGGUCAUGACUAA
This is a messenger RNA of Penicillium brevicompactum, 801 nucleotides long. Its product is annotated as SDR family oxidoreductase. Gene Ontology annotation, molecular function: acylglycerone-phosphate reductase (NADP+) activity; triacylglycerol lipase activity. Gene Ontology annotation, cellular component: lipid droplet; endoplasmic reticulum. Gene Ontology annotation, biological process: phosphatidic acid biosynthetic process; triglyceride catabolic process. The transcript has 7 exons. The record is from RefSeq and is a predicted model, not a curated record. NCBI's taxonomy places the organism in Eukaryota, Fungi, Ascomycota, Eurotiomycetes, Eurotiales, Aspergillaceae. The coding region runs from base 1 to 801 and encodes 266 amino acids.